Molecule: messenger RNA, 2829 nt
Organism: Salvelinus namaycush (lake trout)
Lineage: Eukaryota; Metazoa; Chordata; Actinopteri; Salmoniformes; Salmonidae
Product: transmembrane protein 170A-like
Exons: 3
Coding region: 356-772 (138 amino acids)
Biological process (GO): endoplasmic reticulum tubular network organization
Cellular component (GO): endoplasmic reticulum membrane
Source: RefSeq, a predicted model, not a curated record
CGUUCAGAACGACGGGUUUAUAGCAUAUUUGUUGUUGGAAAUUAAAUACCGGUUUCUUUGUCGAUUGCAUUAGUAUAUUUGUACAUGUCAAUACUCUUUGUAAAUGAUGUUUAACAAGCUAGCUAGCGUAUUACGAUUGUGAAAUCCUUUUUGUAGUCCUUUGAGUAUGUUAACGGCGUGACGUCAAACCAAGUCGUGUUGACAUCAAGCUACAUGAGCUAGCUAACAGAUAUAUUCAGGGAGAUCAACCAAUCCAACCCUUGUGGACUUGCUAGAUCCAACAUUAAUGUUCUCAUGGUGUUAUUCGGAUAUUCGUGGUCUCUCACACUUGCUCGUGGUGUCAUGUGCAUAAGACAUGCAUAACGGAUAUAACGAGAUUGGAUUUGUUCAGCAAAUUCUUAGCUUGAAUUUGGUCCCAAGGAAAAAUGGCACCAAUCGAGGCAACGACACAUCGCUUAGCGACUUCUCAGAGAUGUGGUAUGGCGUCUUCUUGUGGGCUGCUGUCUCUUCACUGGUGUUCCACCUCCCCGCUGCUCUCCUGGCCCUCGCCACCCUGCGACAACACAAGAUGGCCCGCUUCAUGCCCAUCGCCAUCCUACUGAUGGGCAUCGUGGGCCUUGUGUGUGGUGGAGUCCUCACCAGUGCUGCCAUAGCUGGGGUGUACAAAGCAGCAGGGAAGAGGAUGAUCUCCUUGGAGGCCUUGGUGUUUGGAGUGGGCCAGUCCUUCUGUGUUCUCAUUAUAUCCUUCCUCAGAGUCCUAGCUACACUCUAGCACUAGGACACAGGAAUUCAAGAAGGGAGUGAGGGGGGAAGAACAUGCAAUCAUCAGGACGGCAUAUGCAAGAGACAGCUGUUCCUUCAGAGGCCUUAUUUUCUAUAACCGUUACCGGAUGACUCUUUGUUUGAUACAUGAUUAUUUUCCAAAGUGGUAUAUUUCAGGGCUAACCAGAGGCUCUUUCUUCUUCAUUCUUUGUUAGUUUUCAUUCAGAUUGUUGUGUGUGUGGCUGUGGCACUAUACUCUGAACUAGCCUUCUCAUUUUGUGAGUUAUAUGUGUAUCAUACACAUGGCUGAGAAUGAAACAUUCCAGAGAAAUUGCACUCUACAAUUUGGUUGAGUAAACUCUAAGUUUUACUGUUCAACGGCCUGUAAAAGACUAGCCUAUACAUGUCUGAGCCUGCAUGCCUUUAGAGAAACACUAAAGGAGAACAUUUUCUGCUCCUCCCCAAGUCAUUCAGCUUAAUACAAUGUCUUGACUGUGAGGUGUAAUAUCUUUACAAUGAGGCACAGUGCUCGAUGAUAUGACAUUGGUAUUGACAUUUUAAGUCAGACAUAGCUACAACUUUAAGCUUUGUGUUAUUUCCACAUGUGUUUUAUAGCAUUAGAGAUUGUCCAUAUUCCUACUUGGGAUGUGUAAAAGAAAGUUUGUACAUAAUAUUUAAGCCCAUUCCAGUUUAUUCUGUAAGCAUAGAGGCAUUCUGUAUAUUGCUGAGAACCAUAGGGCCCUAAACUCAACUCUCGACCUCGAAGCCAGUUCCACUGCGUUUUUUCAAGGACUGAUUUAGACCUGGGACAUCAGGAGGCUGCAAUUAAUUGUCAGGUAGAACAGAACACCAUCAGGCUCCGGACUUCAGAGUUGAAUACCACAAGGAAUAGAGUUGAUCCAUCUAUUUUAUUCUCUUAAAUAUUUUUCCAUAUUGUUAGGGGUAUUUUCAGAUGGUUGAUCAGCGGGUUAAGUCCAGUGUGUAUGCAACAUGCUUCUUUCUGAGUGAAAUCUUAACACAAAACAGUAGCAGACUACACUUGGUUAUCUGGCGUCAACACGCUUAUAGAAUUGUAUAUCUCUUUCAAGAACCUUUGCUGCAUUGCUCAGUUUUUGUUAAUUUUAUAUUGGCCUUGGUGUUAAUGGUGAACAGUAUAUAGGAAUAGUGUAAUAUAUUGUUACUUUGGCAUUGAUUAUGCUAAAGGAAUAAGAGGCAACUUCACUCUAAACCAUGAAUGUGAAUCUAAUUUCCUUAAAAUCCCUUGUGGAAUUUCUUAAACCUUUACCAAAGAGAACCGAAUACAAAAUGUACAACUGAUUUAGUUUGAACUGAAAGCCCCCAUGUCCCAAAAUCCUACUUUAAGGAUUUUGACAGUGUAUCUUGAGUAUAAAUCUGGAGUUGUGUGUAAGGACACGGGUAAAGUCAAAUUUAGCAAGAAAUAAAUCACAUACCAUCAUAGGAAAGCACAACUUUGUAGAGAUCUCUAUUACAUGCCAAGAGUAGCAAAGACUAGCGAAAUCAAGCAUUAAUUACAGUUACACUAAAAUGUUUUUUUAAAUUAUUCAGCACCACUGCAUGCGGAUUGUCCAAAACUAUCAGCAGAUUAGUGACCAUUAUAAGUGCAGUAAUAAUACAAGGGGUGGAUUGAGAGCAGACAGGUUAUAGGAAUAAAUUAGGAUAUUGAGGUUGGCUUGGCAAUAACACUAUUGGGUUAUGAAUCAUUAUUGUAAUGUAGACAUUUGUGGUGAUUAAAGUUAACAGCAGGCCAGAGCUGGUCUACUUCCUGGCAGUGACAUGUUGAAAGCCAUGCUCAUCUAAGCCUUGGACACCUCAAUUCCACAGAGUUUAUUUUUCUAAAGUUCUUUAACUUUCCUCAUUGUAGCAUGACUGCACACUGUUUGUUAUAGCUAGUUGGUUUGUCUCGAUUUCCAUUAAGUUAAUGCUCUUUAUUUACCAUGUGAUUUGAAUCCAUGGAUUGAUUUUGUUUUUACAAGGUUGAUUUUAUUACAGUAAAUUAAGUGCCAAUUGUUAAUAUUUUAAUGUAAUAAAAAAAUGUUUACAUUAUAA